ACGCCAGUACUGCCUCAGGGGGUGGAUAUUGAUUUGUUAUUGGCAACUUGCUCGUUGACUUUUAAUUGACAGAUGUGUAUUUCAUACUGGUGAGUAUGAAACGGCCACACCUGUUGGAGAUGGCUAAUUCCACUAUUAACGCCAAAUGCCUUGGAGAUCGUCGAAUCGUCCUUUGUUAAUUUCAAUCAAUGCUGGGAGACGGAUUUAACUUUGGUACUACCCCUGCAGCAACUACUGCUGCAACUGGAAUAGGAUUUGGACAACCUGCAGCAUCGGGCUUUGGCUUCGGAGCCACUGCUGCAAGGACCACGGCAACAGGCGUCACACUUGGAACCACCACUCAGGCCACCGGGGGUGGGUUCUCCCUCGGUGGCACUGUGGGGUUCCCGGGGACGCUGGGGGGUACAACUGCUACUACCUCUGCUCCAUCGCUGGGGGCAUCAGGGGGCUUCUCCCUCACUGUUCCGGGGGCAGCAACAACGACAGCGACUGUGCCAGCUUUGGGAGGAGCAGGCACAAGUGCUGCAGGUGGAUUUAGCUUUGGCCUUGGGGCAACGACAACAACUCCAGCUACAUCUACAGUUGCAGCUCCCAUUACAGGUCUGGGUCUAGGUGCUGCAGUUGGGGCGGCUCCUGCCGGCGGCUUCAGUUUCGGCAAACCGACCAGUGUGGCACCUACACUAGGGAAGCCAGUUGGGACCCUUGCUGUGGAUGCUGCACCAUUUAAUACAAGUCAAAAGUUUGGUGGUGGGGGAUUGACCACGGCCACAACAGCCAGCACUGGCCUGGGGUUGUUCGGACCUACUGCUGCGGCUGCCACUGCGGCCCCAGCCAGCAUCUUCUCUGCUGCAACUACAACUGCAGCGACAGUCGGCCUUGGAGGUGUUGAUCCCAAAACAUCAACAGCAUCUGGAGGAACGAGUGGCACAGCUGGGAAAACCAGCGAUGGUAAGGCAGUAAAAGAGACCCAAAUGCCAGCAAUGCUCGUGGAGACUGUCACAGUGUUCCAGAAGUAUGUUAAGGAGGAGAAGACAGUCCGUGAGGACAUCGCUCGCAUGUCCACCAAACCCAUGCUGAAGGUGCAGGAGGAUGUCGCCGCUCUCAAGCAGCUGCUCUCUGUCGUCUCCAAUGGACUCCAGAGGAACGCGUGUGCUGUGGACAAACUCAAGAAGGAAAUGGCACAUGAGCUGAAGAAUGCUGAGAUGGCCCAGAGGACCAAGGACAUCCCUCCAGGACUCCAGUACGAGAACACAGCACCAACCAUCUACUUCCAGCAGCUGGUGGAGGAGUUUGAAGGGAGGAUGAUCACAUACCGCCAGCAGAUCGAGACCCUUGAGAACCAUCUGGCCGCCCUCCACCAGCCCACCAGACAUUCCCCGGCCGAAUUGAUAGCUCUGAUGAAGAAGCUGCACGAAACCUUCAUAGCCCUCGCUGCUCAGCUUCAUCAAGUCAAUGAGGCUGUCAAGACCCAGAAGGAACAUUACCUGAACUACAGAAAGAUCUUCCAUGGAGACACCAAGAAUAUUUUUGAGAAACAGCAGAAGGCUCCAGUGAGCAUCACGCCCGCACGUACACUGGACCCUGCCGGACCCACGCCGUUCACGGGGAUGACCAAUGCUGCCGCUGCUGCCAUGGCCUCCGUCCUUAAUAGGUCACAGCAGCCUGCAGGUGCCCCUCCCGUAGUAGGACUCAGUACCAGUACACUAGGUGGCGCUGCUAGUGGGCUGGGCACUUCGGCACUAGGCACAUCAGGCGGACUGUUUGGGGGCGCUGGUCUCACUUCGACAACAGGCCUGUCUGGGUCGGCUCCACAGCUGAGUGGGCUCUCCUCUCUGCUGUCCUCUUCUACUAUGGCUACACCGGCCGCAAUCAAGCCUCUAGGAGGCCUCAACUCCUCAAUCUUCAGCACACCAGCAGCUCCGGCCACCUUUGCAUCAUCCACCCCGCUAACUGCAGGGGUGCCCCCCAUUCUCGGAGCCACACCCGGACAGUCCACCCUCUCGGCAGGGACCAACAAGCCCUUCCAGCUACAGAAACCCCCUCAAGGAGCCAAGCGAGGAAAGAGAUAAUGAGAUGUACAUCGUUCAUUAGGCCACUUUUUCUAUUACUUGGUUUAUGGAUAGUUGUCUCAAAAUCUCAGGUCGGUGGUGGAAAUAUGAUGGAAACUUUAACAAGAUCCUCAGGUUUUAUUAUACAUUUUUAAAUUUUAAAAUGUUGUUGGUAGGUUGUGGAAAUAUUAUCAAAAAGUUUGUAUUUUUUAUAAAGUGUUACAAAAAUGGUAAAGAAUGCAUGCUGCACACUACUUGGGAGAUCAGGUAAAGCUGUGAAUAAUAUUUAUUUCUUAUAUAUGAUCAUCAAAGGUUCGGCAGAAAUAAAAUAGUUUUAAGACAGGAAUUUUAUUUUUUUCCACAAUCCAUAUUUUUAAUGUCACUGGAUCCGUAACCAAGUAAUAUAAAAUCAAAUGUCUUAGAUCCUAUGUGAACAAGGUUCAUUGCAUUGUAUGGUGCAGAUGAAAGUGUUGUAUUUUGUACUUUCAUUUGAUUGUAGUCAUUAUUGUGUCAAGGGACCAGCUGUUAGUGGGUGUAAAGCCCCUGGCUGGCUGACCAUCAUCCAAACUUUCCUCUCGAUUGUAAAAACUUGGGUCAUAUAACAAGUAGAAUAAUGUCCUUACAAAAGUUGAUCAAAUCGUGAAAAUGUCCUGAAGACAUUUGUCUCAGGUAAAAUCACUGGCUGUGGCUCAGAGUAGGUGUGAAAGCGACCUGCACUCAGUGUUUGGAAAAUAUCAUGUUGUCAUCGAUAAGGCUGAUACUGCUUGAGGUUUAACAAAGGGAGGGCUUAUGAUAUCACAUUAGUUGAUAAUUGAUGUUGGAAGCCAGUACGGAGGUGUGCAACUGAAAAUAACAUGCAUGUUGAAAAUAUAUUUUGUACCUUGAUAUUAUGUAUUAAAAUUUCAAAUGUG
This is a messenger RNA of Haliotis rufescens (red abalone), 2959 nucleotides long. Its product is annotated as nucleoporin p58/p45-like. Gene Ontology annotation, molecular function: structural constituent of nuclear pore. NCBI's taxonomy places the organism in Eukaryota, Metazoa, Mollusca, Gastropoda, Lepetellida, Haliotidae. Gene Ontology annotation, biological process: nucleocytoplasmic transport. Bases 189 to 2069 code for a protein of 626 amino acids. The record is from RefSeq and is a predicted model, not a curated record. Gene Ontology annotation, cellular component: nuclear pore. The transcript has 16 exons.